Molecule: messenger RNA, 1528 nt
Organism: Impatiens glandulifera
Lineage: Eukaryota; Viridiplantae; Streptophyta; Magnoliopsida; Ericales; Balsaminaceae
Product: serine carboxypeptidase-like 50
Exons: 1
Coding region: 72-1403 (443 amino acids)
Biological process (GO): proteolysis
Molecular function (GO): serine-type carboxypeptidase activity
Source: RefSeq, a predicted model, not a curated record
AAAAGUAAAAAAUCCGAUCAUCCAUUUUCAUUUCUCAGUUCUCAAACAAGCAAUUUCUCAAUAAGAAAUUCAUGAGGAAUCCAUGGAUCAUCUUCUUCCCCUGCAUAUUUCUUCUCUGCAACUCAUUCACAAAUUCAACUCCUCUCUUCCCCAAAGAAGCCCUACCCACAAAAUCCGGCUAUUUACCCGUGAAUCCAGCCACCGGUUCCGCCAUUUUCUACACUUUCUAUGAAUCCCAAGAACCCAUCUCUUCAAUAUCCGAAACCCCACUUCUCAUCUGGCUCCAAGGCGGCCCAGGUUGUUCAUCCUCUUUAGGCAACUUCUACGAGCUCGGUCCAUGGCGAGUUUCAGAGAAUCAAAACUCAAAAGAGAUUAAACUCGAACAAAAUCCCGCCCCAUGGAACCGUCUCUUCGGUCUACUAUUCCUCGACAAUCCAAUCGGAGUUGGAUUCAGCAUCGCAUCCAAUCCUGAUGAAAUCCCAAAAGACGAGCACGCCGUCGGCGAACAGUUAUUCUCUGCGAUCAAAGCUUUCAUUAACUUAGACCCUUCUUUCAAAACCCGACCGAUUUACAUCACCGGCGAGAGCUACGGCGGUAAGUAUGUCCCUGCUAUUGGAUACUACAUUCUAAACAAAAACCCUUAUCUACCCAUCUCAGAACAAGUCAAAUUAGCCGGAAUCGCAAUCGGAAAUGGACUCACCGAUCCGAUUACCCAAGUGGGUACUCACGCCUUAAACGCAUACUUCUCCGGUUUGAUCAAUGAAAAACAGAAGACCAAACUUGAAGAACUCCAAUCGGAAGCAAUUCGUCUAACCAUGAUGGAAAAUUGGAACGAAUCAACUUUGGCUAGAACCAGAGUUCUUAAAACCCUUCAAAACAUGACAGGUUUAGCAACAUUAUACAAUUUCAAUAGACAGAUUCCAUACAAAACAGACCUGGUCGAGAAAUUCCUAAACCAGAAAGGAAUAAAAACAGUACUAGGAGUGAAUGAAUCAAUGGUGUAUGAAGAAUGCAGUGAAGUUGUGGGAACUGCACUUCAUGAAGAUGUGAUGAAGAGUUCGAAAUUCAUGGUGGAAUAUCUUGUGAAGAACAGUAAGGUUCUUUUAUAUCAAGGGCAGUUUGAUUUGAGAGAUGGAGUUGUGUCUACAGAGAGUUGGGUUAAGAAGAUGAAGUGGGAAGGGAUAGAGAAGUUUCUAGAAGCAGAGAGGAAGGUUUGGAAUGUGAAGGGGAAACUUGCUGGUUAUGUACAGAAAUGGGGGAAUUUGAGUAAUGUUGUGGUGAUGGGUGCUGGACAUCUUGUGCCGGCUGAUCAAGAAUUGAAUUCUCAAAUAAUGGUUGAAGAUUGGGUCUUGGAUAGAGGAUUGUUUCUUAAGAAUGCAAAAGUAUUCAAAGCCAUGCUUUAGGUUUGUGUUGUUAAAUGAUUUCAAUUGUUUGGGUGAUUAGGUUUGAUUUCCAUAAAAGGAAAUAAACCCUAGAUUGUUUUUAAAUAUGAAUCUUGUGUUCUAUAAAAGUGGGAUCGGUUUAGUUA